AUGUCGUCAUCAGCUUUUUUCCACAAACCAGAGCUGGCUUUGCGCCGUGCACUCGAAUUGCAGGGCAUCAACCAAGAAUCUGCAGCCUUGGAACUUCUUCAUGAGGUCUUGAGCAGCCGCCGACACAGGACUUGGUCUCCAGCCUUCGAACAGAUUAUGAUCGCUUACCUGAAUUUAUGUUUGAAGCUACACAAAGCACGUGAAGCCAAGGAUGGACUUCAUCAAUACCGCAACUUGGCCCAGUCGCAAGCUCCCGGUAGUCUAGAGAAAGUGAUUCGUUACCUUGUCGAGAGAGCGGAAGACCAAUGCACCAAAGCCAAAGCAGCUGCAACUGCUCUGUCUGAAUCGCAGCCAUCAAAGCUAGAAGGUUCUUUGGAUGAAGAUGGCAUCGCGCCACAGGCAGUUCUGUUGUCGAGCAUGUCCACAGAUCCGGCGAAAAACCAACGGGAUUCCACUUUAGUUCUUCCUUCACUGAAGUUUCUUUGGGAAAUAUACCGCGCCGUAUUGGAUAUCCUGAGAAGCAACUCCAAGCUUGAGCACGUGUACCACUCUGCGGCUGUCGGCGCCUUGCGAUUCUGCCGUGAAUAUCAAAGAAGAACCGAAUUCCGUCGCCUGUGUGAUUUGCUGCGAAUGCAUCUCGGUAAUCUGCAAAAGUAUGGCGAAGAUUCAUCGGGGAAGAACAAUAAGGUUCGUGGCUGGGAAGGAUGGUCGAACGAGGCGAUCGAAUUGCACUUGCAAACACGAUUUGCCCAGCUGGAAACGGCCAGUGUCUUGCACUUAUACACAGAAGGAUUCCGUACCGUGGAAGACAUUUACAACAUCUUGCAAAUUUCACAUCAGCGCCGCAAGCAAAACCCUGAACUCCCUCUGCCAAAGGCAAAAUUGAUGGCCAAGUAUUACGAGCAGCUUACAACCUUGUUCUGGGUGUCAGAAAAUUACCUUUUCCAUGCAUUUGCUUGGUUCAAAUACCACGCGUUGUGCAAGGAAUUCAACAAGGGAAUGGGAGAGGAGGCGAAGACCCAGCAAGCAAGCGCCGUUCUUCUAGCUGCACUGUGUAUCCCUUCGCUCCCCAAGUCUGCUGACUCGUCUUCGGUCGCAAGGGGAGGCAACAACCGCUUUGAUGACUCUGUCAUUCAAGAAAAAAUGGCUCGAAUGGCCACGCUACUAGGCUUUCAUACACGUAAUCCAACGAGAGAAAAUUUGUUGGAAGAGAUCUCCUCACGUGGUAUUUUUGAGCAAGUCCCAGAAUAUCUCAAACAGCUAUUCUACCUACUGGAGCACGAUUCUGACCCCCUUGUUCUGGUCGAAACUGCAAAGCCGCUCUUGGAUCAACUAUCUGCAGACACUGGAUCAGCCGAUGAUGCAACAGCCUCUUCUCUAGCGCAAUACGUCACACCUCUGCGCAGCAUACUUUUGCUUAAAUUGCUUUGGAAUCUAAGCUCAGCCUACCACACUGUUCGCAUUGAUUUCUUGAAGGGUAUCACCGACGGCUUGGGCAUGAGUUUCGAAAGUGUCGAGAAGGAAAUCGUCCUCUUUACUCAGACCCACAAAGGAUUGGUUGUACGUAUUGAUCACAGAUCCGGGUGUCUUCGAUUUGGUGAUGCACAGCUGGAAUCCGAUUCCAUGCGUUCUCAACUUACGGUUCUAGCCCAAAAGCUGGACGAGGUCUGCCAGACUCUUGCACCCGCAGAAUCAAAAACCGUUGACCGGUCUGAGUUCUACCAAUCGAUCAGAGAUAACCGCGAAGCUGACCAUACUCGAAUGUUGGAGCGCAAGAAUUGGAUCGAACAACGCAAGGAGGAAAUGGAGCGUCUUGCUCAAGAAAAGGUCCGUUUGGAACAAGAGACAGCAGCUAAGGAAGAAGCUGCAAGAAAGGCCGAAGAAGAGUUGCGCAUUCAGAGAGAACAGCGCCUCCGGGAACAGGAGAAGCAACGAAAGAUUCAACGAGAGAUGGAAAAUAUGAAGAAAGAGCAGCUCCUCAAGGCAAUGGGACACAACACUGAAGCUCUCACAGCCGAGGAGAUGGCAAAACUCGAUGCCGACAAGCUCGCUAAAGAGCACCAGGAAAAGCAAAACAAGAAGAAGGAAGAGGCCGAAAGGAAGACCCGUGAGGAAGCGAAACGGCUUGACUACUUGGUCAGAGCAAUUCGAAUCGAGGAGUUACCGCUCGUGAAGGCAAAGUACGAAGAGAAGGUGACGAAGGAUCGAGAGCAAUACGAGCAAGAGGUUGUCGAGAAGACUCAAAGAGCAAAGUUGCAGUGGGAGUCCGACAAGAAAGACAAAGAACGGCUCUCUUCUCAUUGUGUGUUCGAUUACAUGGGUGAUUUCGAGGGCAAGGUGAUGUCGGGUCGUGAGAUCAAGCACAAAGAAUUGUGUGCCGAAGCGGAUAAAGAAGCUGAUCUACAGGCCGAGAAGGCGAAAAUCCAAAGGGCUCGAAACCGAAAACAAGACGAAGGCAAAAGAUUGGCGGAGGAAGAAGCCAUGCGAAAGCAAGAAGAAGAAGCCCACAAAGCCGAAGAAGAGCGUAGAAAGAAAGAAGAAACUCGACGAGAGAAAGAGGCUAAGGAAGAAGAGCGCCGUAAAGCUGAAGCUGCUCGAAUGGCCCAAGAAAGAGAACGUCGAGGUCGUCAGCAGGAAGAUCGUGGACCAAGAUCUUCACGAGCUUUGGAUAAUGCUUCCGGUUCUGGUAGUAGAUAUGUCCCACCCUCUCGAAGAGGACAGGGCGGGGGCGAUGAUUCUGGUGGCAGUCGCUUCGGAGGAGGGGGGUAUCCCGGAGGAGGGCGUUACGAAGGUCGUUCUGGAGGUAGAGGUGGUUAUGACGACCGAGAUCGCGGUGGCGUUGGCGGCUUUGGAGAUCGAAGAGGUGGAUAUGGUGACCGAGACCGUGACGGUGCAUACGGAGAUCGAAGAGGUGGAUAUGGAGACAGAGACCGCGGAGACCGCCGGGCAGGAUACGGAGACAGGGAAAGCGGCAAAGAUGGUGGUGGCGCAUGGCGUCGUUAA
Cylindrotheca closterium is the source of this 3003-nucleotide messenger RNA. NCBI's taxonomy places the organism in Eukaryota, Bacillariophyta, Bacillariophyceae, Bacillariales, Bacillariaceae. The record is from the annotation of a GenBank genome assembly.